Molecule: messenger RNA, 7486 nt
Organism: Peromyscus maniculatus bairdii (prairie deer mouse)
Lineage: Eukaryota; Metazoa; Chordata; Mammalia; Rodentia; Cricetidae
Gene: Lonrf3
Product: LON peptidase N-terminal domain and ring finger 3
Molecular function (GO): protein binding; ubiquitin protein ligase activity; metal ion binding
Source: RefSeq, a predicted model, not a curated record
GACAAGACAGUUAUUAGGCGGCGCGGGGCAGCCGGCAUGGAGCUCCAGGAGGCGAGGCAGAGCCGGGCGCACUGCGAUCCCGCGUUCAUGGCAGCGCAGCUCGCUUCCAGCCGUCGCUCUUUCCUCUUAGUUCCCUGUUCCUAGACGCCUCCUCCCCCGCCCCAACCUCCGCAGGUCCCUCUCUCUAUGGAUUCAUUUCAGACUGCACAGAUGUUGAGCUUGCCCGCCGAGCUCGGCGGCAACAACUUAGAACUGGCGGAGCUGGCGGAGCCGGAAGAGCGGGCGGCAUCGGUGUCCGGAGGAGACUCGGAGGCCCACCCAGACGAGUCUCCCGAGAGCUCCGAAGCUCCCCGGACCCAAGAGCUGGAGCAAACACAGCCUCCGGGGACCUCGACGCCGUCCGAGUGCAAAGUCCUGCUCACACAGGCAGAUGCCUUGGCAUCCGGGGGGCGCCUUCGGGAAGCCCUCGAGGUGUACAGACAGCUCUCCGAGAGGCAGCAGCUCGUGGCUGAGCAGCUGGAGCAGCUGGUGCGCUGUCUGGCUGAGAGCGUCCCGCAAAAGGAGCCGGUGGCGCCAGCUCCCUCGGACCAGAGCGGCACCUCAAGCUGCUGCAAGGUGGCCGUGCAAGAGGCAGGGGAGGCUGCAGCCGUGGCCCCCGAGGUAUGGGAUGGCUUUAAGUGCCGGAAGUGUCACGGAUUUCUCUCAGACCCGGUGUCCUUGUGGUGCGGCCACACCUUUUGUAAACUGUGCCUGGAACGUGGGCGGGCCGCCGACCGGCGCUGUGCGCUGUGCGGGGUCAAGCUCUCGGCUCUCAUGAUGGCCAGUGGGAGGGCACGCGGGACGCGGCGGGCUGAGCAGCCGGCGCCACUGCAACUGCGAGUCAACGUGGUACUCAGCGGCCUCCUGGGCAAGUUGUUCCCGGGCCCGGCGCGGGCGUCGCAACUCCGGCACGAGGGCAACCGGCUGUAUCGCGAGCGCCAGGUGGAGGCAGCUCUGCUCAAAUACAACGAGGCAGUUCGGCUGGCUCCAAAUGAUCAUUUGCUUUAUAGCAAUCGGUCUCAAAUUUAUUUCACCUUGGAGUCUCAUGAGGAUGCACUGCAUGAUGCAGAAAUAGCAUGUAAACUUCGGCCAAUGGGUUUUAAGGCACACUUCAGAAAAGCACAAGCGUUAGCCACCCUAGGCAAGGUGGAGGAAGCACUCAGAGAAUUUCUCUACUGUGUAUCCCUUGACGGAAAAAACAAGAAAGCCAGAGCGGAAGCUCAAAGGCUUCUCUUUAGUUUCUUUACACCAUCAGUCCCGGGGGAUUCUCAGGAACAUUCUCCUGAUAUCCUGAAGUUGUUGGCACCUCACCCUAGAUUAAAGGAACACGUAGAGUCAAUGGCUACUGAAGGCACCAGCCAUAAUCUACCAAAGUUGUCACAGGAAAAUCCAGAGCUUCCACAUUGUUCUAGUCAGGAGGAAGCAGCAGCUGGGGGAGACAGCAGCAACAUGGAGAAUUCAACUCAAGUAAAGGUGGGUGGUCAAGAAGACAGUGUGAAAGAUCAGGAAGAAGACGAGCAGGAUGCGGCCUCCAUCAGGUCUGGCAAAUGCCAGGGGAAAAAAAGGAACCAUUGCCAAAUUGACGAAAACCAAGAAGAUACAGACAUGCACAAUAAAGUCUCCAAACAAGAUCUUCCAGCUCAUCAAGUGGCCAAACCAGAUCUCAGUAUUCCGCUUGCAUCUUUUGAUGCCUCGGACCUUGAAUGCUCACUGUGUAUGAGAUUAUUCUAUGAGCCAGUCACAACACCUUGUGGGCACACCUUUUGCUUGAAAUGUCUUGAGCGAUGCCUAGAUCAUAAUGCAAAGUGUCCACUGUGCAAAGACGUUCUUUUACAGUGCUUGCCAUCAAGAAAGUAUAGCAAAAAUGUAAUAAUGGAAGAACUAAUAGCUAAAUUCCUGCCAGAAGAACUCAAGGAACGAAGGAGGCUUUACGAAGAGGAAAUGGAAGAACUCUCUAACUUAAAUAAGAACGUGCCUAUUUUCGUGUGUACCAUGGCCUAUCCCACCGUUCCUUGUCCCCUGCACAUCUUUGAGCCUUGUUACCGACUGAUGAUUCGGAGAUGUAUUGAGACAGGCACAAAACAGUUUGGCAUGUGCCUUGGAGAUCCUGUCAAAGGGUUUGCAGAAUAUGGCUGCAUCUUAGAGAUCAGAAAUGUCCAAUUCUUUGCUGAUGGCCGAUCGGUGGUUGACAGCAUAGGCAAGAGGCGCUUCAAGGUGCUCCACCAGGGCCAGCGGGAUGGCUACAACACAGCUGAUAUUGAAUAUAUCGAAGAUCAAAAGGUUCAGGGAGAAGAUUGUGCUGAACUCAUGGGCUUACAUAACUGUGUGUAUGAGCAAGCAUCCUCAUGGUUUCAUUCGCUCAAAACAUCUCUGAAGAAUCGGAUACUAAAUCAUUUCGGUCCAAUGCCAGAGAAAGAUGAAGAUCCCCAGGUUAAUCCAAAUGGUCCAGCCUGGUGCUGGUGGACAUUAGCGGUUCUUCCCCUGGAAAGCAGAGCUCAGCUCCCCUUCCUAGCAAUGAGGUCCUUAAAGGAUAGACUCAACGGUAUUCGGCGGAUCCUGGCCUUCAUAUCCAGAAACCAAAAUUAGUGGGAAGCAGAUUGCGGAAGAGGCAUUUCCACCCUCUCUACUGCCCUGGGGCGAUGUUCUUGUAAAUAUAUCUAAUUGCAAUAACACCUUAACAGAAGAGAGUAUCCUAGAGAGAUGUUACUCUGCUUUUUGACCACACAGAAAUUGAGUAGGAAGACCAAAAGAAUGUCACCUGUUUGACUUUCUGUCUUUAGAUGCUUUUUGACACAAACAACCAGAGGUGUGGAAGAGCCCAGAAAAAGUUGUUUAGCACCAAUUUCUCUGAAAGUCGAAUGUGACCUGUCUUUCAUAACUGAGUGACUGUGUGGUUGAAAUGUGAAGCAGAGAUGCUAACAUCACUGCAUUCUUUCACUGACUUGAGGUCUCGUUUCAAAUGGUUCAGGUUUUAUAGAGCAUUGUGUAAAAUAAUGUUCAUACUUCUUUCUGUUUUAAUAAUUUAUUUUUUGCACUACUGUAUCCUUUUUCUACAUGUACGUUUGUAACUAUUUAAGUGUACAUUACUGAAAAGUCCGUUGCUUUAUUUAUUGAUGUGGUUGACUAUGUAUGUAGGGGGAAUAACAGUACUAAACAUGUGCAAUGUUCUUUAAUUUUUUUUUCUGAAUUGAUCCCAAUUCUUGGGCCAUUUUUAUAUAGUUCGUGUCUAUCCUAGUGAACUAAGUUUCAAGGAAUUUUGGAAGGCUUCUAAGGUAAUUUGUCUUCACAGAUUCCACUCUUUCAGUUUGAUUUAAGUGAUAGAAAAUACUUAAUUGAUUUGGCAUAAGUUGUGGUGUGUGCAAGAGUAAAGUGAAAUAAUCCAUUUUCUGUGUGUAAUACAGAAUAAGGCUGAAAAAAUUCUUUAGGAAUGGAGAGAUGAAUUAGAAGUGUCUUUUAUUACAAUCUAUUAGAGGUAUUUGUUUCAGGCAAUCUAGUUAGAAGUGUAUUAAUUUCUCUCCAGUGCAGUUAAGGAUAAGAUUAAUAGUUAUCUGGUUUUUCAGAGAGAAUGACAUCAAGACCUGUACCAGCAUCUGCUGAAAUACUUGAGGGACUAUUCCUUCUUAAAGGUGUAAAGAAAUCAGAAAGGUUAGAAUCCCUUUAAAUCUCUAUAAAAGAACCAGAGACUGCAUCCAUGAUUUCAUGUAAACACUGCCUUCCCUCCUGCUAACAAUGGGCCAAAGAUUCCAGUGCAGGGGGAGAAAGGAAAGAGAAGGGGCAGCAGUGGCCGCUUACCUUGCUUAGCGCUAGUCUGAGGCCUUUGGCGCCAGAGAAAGCUGAAAAAUAGAUCGUGGGAGUGUUAUAAUGGCAGAGGAAAAUUAGAGCCGGGAAAAGUGAAUGGUCGCAUUUGUCUCUUACUCAAACUACUCCCAGGUGGUUUUGGACAGCUAAGGUGUGUUAGUCACGUGUAGCCCCUCCACUCUGUUAACGAGAGAGAGAGAGAGAGAGAGAGAGAGAGAGAGAGAGAGAGAGAGAGAGAGAGAGAUUCAAGGUUUAGUCUGGGUUCUUCUGUAACCACAAGAAACCUGAAGGAGGUGGGGUUUUUGUGUUAGACAGAGGUGAUCUCCAGAUGCUGUAAAAGAGACUCAUGUAAGCAGAAAGUAAAUGAUCAUCUGCACUUGCUUAUGUAGGCUGUGUUGUCAGAGCAUUACCAGCUUUGAAGUUUGGAAUAAUCUGGGCAGGUGAAGAAUGCAAGUGUAUGGAAUGGAAAUACAGGAUGGAGUGCUAUCUGAGUUAAGUCUAGAGGGCUCAGAGAGCAGGAAAUGAAGAUGCUUUCCUCUCACACCUGACACCCGACCAUACGAUCAUGGCAAAGUGUUCUAGUAUGAUUGUUUCCUAAUUCUAUAGUACAAACCCAACAGAGAAAAGAGUCAAAAGCUUCCUCCACUUGUUACAUGUCUUACUUUGGCAUUAAUUGAACUUGCGUUGAGCUCCAGUUUCUUCAUGUAUGAAAUGGUACUGGUGCUCAUAUACUAAAACCAGAAUGACACAGAAAAGAUUAGCACAGCCUCUUUGCAAGGAUGGUAUGCAAAUUUGGAUAGCAUUCUAGAUUUUUAUUAAAAGAUGGAAUAGUGGUGGUAUUAAUAGCAUAUAGGCUUCCUAGGAAUGUUAAAUGGGACAUGUCAGAAAUUACUUAGUGCAGUACCUUGAUGAUGGGAGAUAUAAACUGUAACUAUUAUCAGCCAUGUUGUAGAACAUUAUCCAUGGCCUACAGUUACAUGAAGCGCUGCCUUUGCUUACAAUACUCAUUUGUAGCCACUUUAAGCUUGGUUGGGAAAAUCGAAACCACUGAUUCUUGGAUCACAACUUGAUGGUUUGCAAGUAACUCCUAUUGUGGUUAAAACUAGGAAAGCAGGCCUGGGGAUACAGCUCAGUUGCUAAUGUUUGCCUUCCAUGCAUGGGUCACUGGGUUCUAGCCUCAGUACUGUAAAAAUAUGAGAAAAUGAAAGGACGGGAGAACAAAUGAAUGUUAGAAGUAGGGACUGAUUCCUAUGCCAAGAAAAUAAUUUCCAUUUUAAUAAGGGCUAAAAAGUAAUGCUGUAUUUGGGGGCAUCUAGAAUUCCUGAAAGAAUGGAAGCCUUAAGUUUUAGCUUCCAUGAGCAUAACCAAACCAUCCCUCCCUAUUCUUCAAAAUGUGUUGAAAAUUUCAACUAUACCAGAAUAAUUAGAUCUCACCAUCUAGGAGUUUUGCACAUAGCUAAUGUUAUUUCUUUAUGCUGCCCCAAAUAACAGGCUCUACAAUGAUGUGUUGAGAACAUGUACCAGGUACUAAACUGAGUGAUAUCAUUUACCUGAACAAAUGAAAUAACCUUUUAGACAGCAUUGCUAACCCCACAUAUGGAUAAGAAAACAGAGGCUCAGCAAUUUUAAAGACUAUGCCUAUGUAACAUUUUCAUCCAAUGAGUGGCCAAGCUUGGUUCUUUACCUUUCAUGUAGCAGAUCUUUCAACAUUUUGAAUAGUUUGUCAUGCAUGUUUUAUUCAACAGAUAUGGCAGCCAAAUCACAAAAUACCCUAAGAACUCAAAAUGAGAAGUUCCAGGUGAAACUGCCUAAAACAUCUCCCUUUAAUCUAAGAGAAAAAGGAAGUUCGGCUUCUUAAUAAAAUCUCAUUGAUAAGAGGGUACCCAAUCUGAGCACAUGGAAAUCUUGGCUGGCCUAAAUAGUGUGUUCCUCUGAGCAGCCUGAAUCCAUGUUGGGGUUGUUCUCCAGCCAGCUUUUGUUUCAGUGAUGGCAGGAAGUGGGAAAGUAGGCGUUAACUUUCUUCAGGAUGUACAUGAGUGGGAUAAUCAGUUGAACUUGACCAUUUUAGCACUUACAGAUUGAUUGGUUCUGCUUCUAAGCACAGUAAGGAUGAGUAUAGAGAUGAAAGCUAAGUCUCAACCGGAAGGACAAGAUUCCCCCUUGUAGACAGUGCCACUUUCUUGGGUUAGUCUUCCUUUCUACCGUGACUUCAUAGCUGACCCAGUCCUUUCCUUGUAGAUUAUUUUCUCUGUGUGUAUGUAUCUAUGUGUGUGUGUGUGCGCGUGCACACACACAUGCACUAGGUAGCAAGCAGACCUUAUGCCUUUCUGCUUUGUACCGUCUACUGCUGCUAGCUAAAAACCAGCAAAAUGUAGAAAGUGAAAAAUGAAGAAACUACUUUUCAGCGGAUAAUUUGAAAAAAGGGGUGUUUGCUCCUCACUUUGAGGAGCAGAGAACUAUUCCAAUAGCUUGCCUUUCUGGAGGCCAACUGCUUCAAGUUCAGUACUGCCUCAGUAGCAGAGUUGAGUUCUGGCACGUGUGGUGCUGCCAUCUCUGCCUGUGGAGCUGACUUGGGUUCAGAUAACCCCCUGUGAUUAGCCACAGAAGCCUCAGAACUCCCAUGGCUGGGCCACUGAAGCCAGAGGUCUCUUACUGCCAACAGGUUGUGUCCUGUUGAUGGACUGCAACCCACUGGGGCCUGAAUGCCCUGUGCCAACUCCAUUCCCAGCAUUUUCGCCCUAGAUUCAUUCCUUGGGUUCCCAGCGUGUUGACUGUGUGUCCAUUUCUACUCAUCCAGGUAGAAACGGGCAGGCUCUAAGUUCAUUCUUAGGCCUAAAGAACGAGGUUUUGAUUCUGGAUGGAAGACAGCUCUUAAAAGCUUUGCUUUCUGGCAUUUCUAAUAUGCAGAGAGCAGGAAGGGAAAGGAGCCAUGCACAGUGUACACAUCCAAUUCCUUUUAGAAUGGCAGAUCCCACCCACUCCACUGCUUAACUACCUAAUACUCUGGGGUUUACACAUCCACAGAUGAAAUGAAGAACUUUUCACCUAGAAGUGGGUGUUUCCAAACAUGUUAAGUUAACCUCCAGAGAGAAGUGCCUGGAACCACUGUUCCUGGUGUCACUUUAAAGCUUUGGCUUCAUGACUUUGUAGCAUUUAAAAACCUUUUGCAGCCACAAAUGUGAUUAACAGAAGUUUACAAAGCAACACUGUACCUUGUGCAUUAUCUUAAAAGUCCACUGGCAUUCAUCUACUGUUCAGGUGACGAGGACAACUGAUGAGAUAAAAAGAAGAGCAAAUAGUUCAUCGUGGCACCAUUGGCUGAUGUUAGAUAAAUGAGUCUCAUUAUUGUAUGCAGUUCUCUGUAACGCCAGGAUUAAAACAGUGUGGAUAUGUGUUGGCUUUCCAUUUGUUUGUUAAGCAGCCAUUUUGCUUUUGCACAGUCAUGAGUUGAAGGGAAAUUAAGAUGCCGCUCCCUCCCCACCAAUGCUACUCAACUACCUCUAUAUGCCUGGUUUCUUUUUAGGGGUUCCCUUCUUCUAAAUCUGCACAAAAUAGUUUCAGCUCAUCUACGUUGUAAUCGCAAUGUGAUAUAGACAGUCUCUGUGAAAAUUGUUUGUUCAUUAAACAAAGGUUUCCUGUUGUCUCUGUA